UCAGUGAAGGAAGGCCUUAACGUACCACAAAACUUUUCUUCUCCUAUGACUUAAAGGAACCUGUAGACCUUCGUUUAUGGCGCAGUUCACAGUUCAAAGAGGUCUGAAGCUGCUCUUCCAUGGUGAUAGGGUGUCUUUUGGGUUCGAAGCGAAAGACCCAUUUCAUUAUAAACUUAGUGGUUUGUCAAGAUUCGUAGAAGGCCACCCAAUUCAACUCCUCGACAACAAUGUCAGGUUGUACACCUCUACUCGUGUUAGUCGUUCUAGGAACAGGAAAUCUGCCACCUCUAAUGCAGAAGUUCCUGACGACGUUUAUUAUGAAGACGGUGAGUAUGAAAAGGAUGACUUGGACUGCUUCCGAGGUUUGGUCUUGGACAUUUCUUACAGGCCAAUCAAUGUUGUCUGCUGGAGGCGUGCUAUCUGUUUGGAGUUCAUGGAGAAGGCUGAUGUUCUAGAAUAUUAUGACCAGACUGUAAACUCUCCCAAUGGAUCCUACUACAUACCAGCUGUCUUAAGGCUUCCCCAUUUACUGCAGGUUGUCAAGAGAAGAAGAGUCAAACAAAACCUUAGUCGUAAAAAUAUAUUUUAUCGGGAUAUGUUCACUUGUCAGUAAGUAAUUUACUGAAGCAUAUGGACUCUUGUGAUCAGUUUGGCAUUUGCAAAACAAAUUAAACAAAAAGUAGUUGCUUCGUUCAAAUGCAGCUGGAGGUUCUGAUUAGGUGAUUGUGCUGAUACUUGUUACACUGUAUGGUAGAAAAAUAGGAUGAAUGCAUGUGUAGAUAAGUGAUAACAAAUAAAUGGGCUGUUGUGUGGGAACUGGGAACUAUCAC
This is a messenger RNA of Telopea speciosissima, 830 nucleotides long. RefSeq lists its product as uncharacterized. The transcript is spliced from 4 exons. The coding region runs from base 77 to 613 and encodes 178 amino acids. Lineage: Eukaryota; Viridiplantae; Streptophyta; Magnoliopsida; Proteales; Proteaceae. The record is from RefSeq and is a predicted model, not a curated record.